AAAACGCUGGGACUGUAUGGAGGAGGAAAAAGAUCAGUAACAUGACUAACGGAACAGCCCCGAUGUAUUCAUAUUUCCACCUAUGAGAAUGCGGGCUAUGGUAAUUGUGAACAUGCUAAAGCGCAUUGUUUGAAGAAAAGAAAAAGGGGGAAAGCAGCGGCUCGAGCAGCAGUCAUUUGCAUCACAGUUACAGGGAGAGGGGAAAGUGAGAAUGGCCUGGAUGGGGAAGAGAAAAUCAGUCAUUGCAAUGAGUCUGAUAUUUGCAGUGUCUGUCUUUGUUGUUGCCAUCCAGUACACGGAGAAGCACCACCUCUUACUCCAGCCCUAUUUUCAACAGUCCUUUGGCAGCUACUGGGUGUUUUCACGACAUCCACAAAAAGCAAUAAAGCCCCAUACCGGGUACGUCAAAGUGCCAGAUAGGGAGCCCCUCAAGUUAAACUGUGAUGUCUGUAGCCUGGUGUCCAGCUCAGGACAGAUGUUGGGCAGAGGGGCAGGUGCUACUAUUGACCAGACUUCCUGUGUCUGGAGAAUGAACAACGCUCCUACUAAAGGAUUUGAAAAGGAUGUGGGCCGGAAGACUACAGUCCGGGUUGUAUCACACACCAGCGUUCCCCUGCUUUUACAGAAGCAGCAGUAUUUCUUUGGUGAGGCCAAUGAUACCAUCUACAUCAUCUGGGGCCCUUUGCGUAACAUGAGACAAGAUGGGCAAGGACUUGUUUACAACAUGUUGCGUCAAGUAGUGAAAAACUACCCCAGUGUCAAGAUCUUUGUGACUACAGAAGAGCGAAUGAACUAUUGCGACAAGGUGUUUAAAGAAGAGACAGGAAAAGACAGAAUACAGUCAGGAUCAUACCUGAGCACUGGUUGGUUCACACUUAUUCUAGCAAUGGACCUGUGUCGCGACAUUCAUGUGUAUGGCAUGAUAAACGAAACCUACUGCAGGAGUGAAGGCUACCCCAAUGUCCCGUACCACUACUAUGAAGCUGGCGGCAGAGAUGAAUGUGCGGAGUACCUGCUACAUGAGAGCGCUCCUUAUGGAGGUCACCGCUUUAUUACGGAAAAAGCUGUCUUUGCAAAAUGGGCCAAAACCCAUUCAAUUCACUUCUCACACCCUUCGUGGUCGGUCUUAUGACACCAGCCUUCUGGAAGGUCAAGAAAAUCACUGAUAAUUUGGUUUGGAUUUUUUUGCCUAAGUCCAAGAUUCCCAGAAAUGUUUGCCAAUGUAAUGUUCAUUUAACUGUACCAUUUUUUUUACUACUGUUUGAAUAAUGUGAUCUACACGUCUGAUGCCGUCUUCUGGUUCAUAAGACACAGCAAUCCAGAAAGUGGAUACUUUUUAAGGAGUUUCCACUAUAAUAAUGAAUGUCAAACAAGCCUCAAAGCAAGGAUAUGCAACCCGCUCAGUACUAAAAAAUAUCUAAUUUAAAAUGCUGUAUACAAUCAAGAAUCUCAAAGUAAUUCACUGAGUUCCUAUUGGUUUUAAUGUUGCUGCUUUUCGUUUUUUUAUCAAUACUCAUUUGUAUGUGAACUUUUGGUACAAAUCAAAUGCAUGUUUAGUUUUAUUUUUUUUUUUAAUGAUGUUGUAUGUAAUCUGGGCAAAGCAAUAUUUUAACAACUUAUAACAGUUUCUGAAAUUGUGAUAAAAAUAGAGGCUAAAAAAAAAACAAUUCAGAAAUUAUUUCUGAAAUGACUGUGAUGUGCAGUAGCCACUGUAUAUAAAUGUGGUGGUUACUGAGACCCUGACCACUGAAGAUGUUGCACGUCAUAUCACUGUAAAAAAAAUGCCCUAAUGGUGAUUCGUCUUGUGGUGCACCAGACACUGGCAGCGAGGACUGCCAGUCAAAAGAGGCAAUGCUUUUGGAAGAUGGCUAUUUUAGCUACUCAGUGUCUGGCACAACAAUCACACGCCUUCAUAGCUAUCACGCAUCACUACUUAAGCAAUGGCUACAUAUCUGAACUCUUGGCACAAUGUUGUACUUCUGGAUGUGCCAAUACCUGAGUGCCCGCUGCUCUGUCCUAGAGCAAGGACAUACCUAAUGCACACGUAUAUUUUCAGUAUUCUCAAUUGUUGGUCAGUAAAAUCGAAGGUGAUCGUCCUUCAUUAAGUGUGUAUCGCAGAACUGACCUAAUGUUUCGAGAAGCUGCUGCUGUCCCACUGUCAAGUCUGCCAUCAGUGUAUUAACAGUAUGACCUGCUCUUCUGUAUAAUGAAGGCCUAAGAAUCAGAUGAAGGUGCAGUCAUGGAAUAUCCCCAAAUGGCUGUGAACAGUGCAAGGUGAUGUAUGGUGUAGAAAAGCGUUAAAGGAUACCAGGCAAGCUGCCCGCUGCCCACAUUUCCAGAUAUCUGGCCCUUUCAGUUUGAUAUCCAGCAUGGUUGUUUGGCUAUAGUGAAACCGUUAUCCAAAUUUAGGUGUACAGUUGGCUAACUGACAGAUGUUUUCUGGCUACAUUCUCAUCUUUAAGGCCUUGUCAGGUUUUCACCUUGUGCUUCAUCUUUCAUGUUUCAUGGCCAGUGUGACCUAAACUGUGAUUUCUUCGACUCACAGUGAACUGUUUCACCUGUACUGUGUGGUCGGAUGCACACCACCAUAGCUUAGUAUCAACUCACUCUUCUCGUCUUUAACGUUGUUGCUUCUUCCACCACUGAUAACUUAAUGGUGCUUGUUUUCAGUUACCAUCCUACUUGUAACUUUUCAGAUUGUUCUUUUGAAACAGCGGCCAAAAAUUGAGUUUGUAUGCACUAAGUGUGGCAUUCUUGGGUAAACAGCCAGUCUCAGUAUUCUUAACAUCACUUUGAUUACAUGAAGGAGCUGAAGCAAAGGAAACAAAACAAGAAAUCAGCCCUGGUAUGAGCACCACUCCAUUGCAGGCCACACUCUCAUGCUCACUUGUACAGGUUCAUGUUAGAGUCACCAGUCACUGGGACGUGGGUGGAAACUGGAGAAACUGGAAAAACCAGUCCAGUAUCAGAAAAAGGGGCAGACUCUGUGAGAGAAUCACCAUGCUGGGAUGUGCCCAGAACUCCAUAUACGUAGUUGAGACCACAGCGCUAAACACUCUGACAUUAGGAAACCUUACAGCUUUAAUUAUCUUCCUCAUUUUAUUAAUAAUUUAAAGGAAUUUUUAAUGAAAAAUGAAACCUAAAAUAACAGAACAUUGUCAGAUCCGCUUAAUCUAAUUCAGGGUCAUGGAAGACCAGAGCUUUAUCCCAGCCAUAUCAGGAACCAAGUGGGAACCGGCCAAUCUAUUACAGCCGGGAUGUAACGGUAUGGAAAGAAACGCAGCAACACUUUUCUUUUGUUCCACCAUUGUGGUGCUGUGGAUAGCGUUGUGUGCCACCCGUUAUCACUUCAGCUCCUCACUACUGUGUUUCCAUCUUCUCCUGGUUUCUUUUGGGGACUCCAUUUUUGGUGUCACAGUCCAAAUCCCUGCUGAAUGGCACACUGUCUCACUGUGCAUGAAUGGACCCAGGGAUGAAUUGCACCUUCUGGGAUCUGGAGGAGCAGCGGCUGUAUUUAGAGGUCCUCCAAAAUUCUUAAGCUCAUGCAUUGUAAACUCAGGAACUUGGCUGAGAAACCUUAUAUUGGCCUUUGGAACCCAUAAUCAUAAAACUCCAGCAACUGGCCUCAUCACCAUAUCAAAAUGCGCUGCUCAGGCUCACAUUCCUCUUGUGUGGCGUCCUGCAGUAUGUCUUAAUCCUUAUUUAAUUCACAGCAACUCUGCCUCAGUGAUCGUGAAAGUAAAACUCGAUGCCAACCCUGCCCGUGGCUUCACAUUCGAAAGUCACACAUACGUUAACCUCGAAGCCGUACAUCCCAAGAAAUGAGCUGCCACUUCAGGCUCUCUGCAUUUCUGGCUUACGUCCCCAAAAUAUCAGGGACUCACUGAUUUGUCAAAUGUCAUCCUGAAAGAGUUCACAAUCUGAGAGCGCAUCAUCACAGCCACACGGGCAUCUUUCAGAGGAGCCAUACGUUUAUGGAGAUAGUGAGGCCUCAUGAAGCAACAUGGAUUUUUUUGACAGUCACAAAUUAAAAUCGAUAUUGUGAUUGAUGAAGAAGAAUGAGUUCAUUUCGCUUCUAACACAUUUCUUAUAGGUAUUAAUGGAAAAGUAGAGCAAAGUUGAAAGGCUAACUGUUGGCCUUAACCUUUUCGAGUCGCAUCAUUUUUUAUUCUUUACUUCAGUGGCUGCCUUGUCUGGUAGCUGUGGCCAUUCACCUCUGCUCAAUGGAUAAUGAGUGAGACGUUCUUAUCGGCAACAUCAUGCAGGGGCUACUCCUGGUGUGUGACGGGAGCGGAGCCGUCAUCGUUUUACGCUGAUCUCUGCCCAUAUCGACAUUUGACUGGGUCUGCUUGUGCGUUUAACACUUGUUAGUGAGAAUCUGAAAUAACGUGUGUCUUGUAGAUUGAAGCUCUGCCUUGUUGAUGUAAAUCCUAAUUACAGCAGACAGCGCCGUCUUCAGAAACUCUUCAGGCACCCAGCUCUUUUACGACACACGGUUUACUUCCACUCUUCUCUGAGAAGGGAUAUGAGGUGCCUGACAACUGUGAAUUGGAAUGAAUGGGUUUGCAAAAUUGAUAUGUGGAUGGAUACAACAUAAGGUACAAGUAAGGACAGAAACUGCGUGUUUUAGAGAAACAACUGAAUGAACCGCUCAGAGAAUAAUCAGCAGAGCUCCACACCUCACGGCUCAGCUGUCAGUGGUAAUGCAUUUUGUUUUUUCUAAUAUGCCUUAUUGAUUUUCCAACAAUAUCAAUCUUCCAUUCUUUCUGUAAACUGUCAUUCCCAAAUGCACAUUAAAGAGGAUAGUUAAUGGACGAUAAUAGCCUGACAUCUGCAUGUGUCAUUUGAACCAUUCGUAUCUGCGUCACCUUCCAGAACUUUGCACAUCUUCUCUAAUAUGGUUGUGCGUUUUCAUAACUUAAAUGUUUCUGCAGUUUUUUUUUUACUUCAUAGAGAAGUGCAUGGCAGCUGUCUACAUAAAGUAACAUUGUCAGAGCUGUCAACUCUAAUUCAGUAUCAUGGGACAGAUGUAUAUUGUUGUCGACCUACAGUAAUGCAAGUGCAAAUGAAAUGUUGGGGAAUAACAGGAAGAAACAAAAUAACAGGAGAACGAUGACGCUAUAAUAAAGAGUAAUCAGCCAUCACUUAGGGGGAAAUGUGCUCAAAAGAGAGGUCAGGCUGGAGCUCCAUGUCUCCUCCUGAAUGAGACACUUCCUUCCGGGCGCAGCCUGCUUUUAGAGCUCGUGGACCGCUAGGGGUGGGGGGGUCACUUGCCUUCAUUGGGUGUCUUUUCGGAGCUCUGGGUGGUAAAAGAGACAGGACAGCUAGCAGUUGCGCCCCCUGGUGUCCCAGGGUGGUAGUGAUUACCUUUGAUGAGCGCAGGAGGUUACUCUCUGACACUCGUGCAUGACAAUAUAUACAAACAUUUUAUAUACAUACAUACAUAAACUAUAUUUUGGGUUUUUUUUCCAAGUAACAUUAAUAAAGAAAAAAUACAUCAGUUUCGGACUACGUGAACAAAUCUGUGAUCAGUAAGUCAGGCAGUUUUUGUUUAGUUUUGCAAACAGUAACACUUAAGUUUAGGUAGUGCAAACAUGCAUCUAUUACUCAUUUCCUGUUAUGUUAGAAGAUUUUAACAAACACUUCUUUGGGUCUCCAGUAACAUUUAGAAAUCAUCAGUAAAGUGUUUCUUCACCUCUCCGAAGUGAGCGACUAACAAAGGUUCACUUUGGAGGGGUCUGAGGUGGCUGAACUGAGACACAUUUCUCUUGAUACUCCAUAUUUAGCAUAAGACCAGUAAAACCUUCACAUUAACAAGUCAUUUUAUCAUCAUGUCAAUAAGCCGCACUACUCGGAGAUGAAUAACCGAUCUACUGGUGUUUUAGAAGUGUUACAAAGACCAAAAGAGGCCCGUGUUGAGGUCUUGUUACAUAAGAGUAAAGGAGGAGUAGAUGCACGUGUGUAGUACCUAAACUAAUGUGUUACUUUAAAAACUUCUGAAUCUUAUAUAAGCCGACUACAGACAACUUUUGUAAAUGCUUAUUUGACUCAUCAGCAGAUGUCGACUAUUUAUGACAGCAGAGUCUGAAGACUUGUGAUCUUCCCCCAUCUCUGCCAGACAUUUUCGAGGUUCACCCAGGAUGACCAUCUUGUCCCUUCACGGGGGUGACAGGAGCAGACAUUUUUCCAUCCUGAUGCCAGACUCUUAUGACACUCAAGAGAGACGGUGAGCUUAUUCUAUCCCGACAUCACAGGAUAAUUUAAAACAUAAAUUCUGGGUUUGGGUUCUGACCCCAUUCCAGGUGCUGCCUGUGUUGCAUUAGCAUGUUCUCCCAUAUCGUCCUGGUUCCUUCUCCAGUUAUUCCAGUUUUCUUGCCACAUUCCCAUGACGCACAGGUUUGAUUAGGCCCUGACUCCAGAUUGCCACAGUGUUAGUGAGUGUGCCCUGCGAUGGCCUGGUGGUUCAGUUUAGUUCGCUCAAUCUGUGUUUGGUGUGGUGCUCCUCAUUUACGUCCAGACUGCACUAGCUAUGAAACACGGCAGUAAACACACACAGUGAAGCAGAAUGAGUCUCACUCAUUAACAUAAACUCAUUUUGACAACAUAAAAGCUGGUUAACAUUAAAACUGCCGCAAUAGGCUGAUGAUUAGUGCUGCCGCCUCGCAGUUAGGAGACCCGGGUUCGCUUCCUGGGUCCUCCCUGCGUGAAGUUUGCAUGUUCUC
Molecule: messenger RNA, 6722 nt
Organism: Polypterus senegalus (gray bichir)
Lineage: Eukaryota; Metazoa; Chordata; Cladistia; Polypteriformes; Polypteridae
Gene: st6galnac3
Product: ST6 (alpha-N-acetyl-neuraminyl-2,3-beta-galactosyl-1,3)-N-acetylgalactosaminide alpha-2,6-sialyltransferase 3
Exons: 5
Coding region: 212-1132 (306 amino acids)
Biological process (GO): oligosaccharide metabolic process; ganglioside biosynthetic process
Molecular function (GO): alpha-N-acetylgalactosaminide alpha-2,6-sialyltransferase activity
Source: RefSeq, a predicted model, not a curated record